AUGACGAGAGCAGAGGUCGGCUGGAGUGAGUACGUUGCAAAGAAGAACGCGGCGAGAUCCUUGGCUAUACACCGUGCAGAGUAUGGGCUCAACCUCUGGGCCCUGGUAAACGCCGAAUGCCUGACCUUUCAGGAGGACCGCGAUCGCGUAGACCGCUUCGGGGGCAGCUUGCUUUCCCAUUUCCAAAGGGACAGCCGCAAAGUUAUAGCAGCUGCUAGACGAUAUGCCACAAAACUACUUCCUACGCCUGGCGAGCCGCUGAACGGAAUCGAGAGAGUCGUGGUUCCGACCGACAUCGAAUACAUCCGUGGAGAACAUGUAAAGAACCUCGGAGCGACGAGACGCGCAAAGUCGCUAUACAAGGACAAGCUGGUCGUCUACAUGUUGGAAAGGUACAGGUGGCGCUCGAUGUUCGCCGUUGCAAGUACAUAUCGCUCGCGCCACAUACAGAGGGUGCAUCUGCAGCCGGGGCAAGAGAGGCCUAGUCAGACGUGGAGUUCCAAUACUGAGCGCAUCCACGAGGUCACGGAUAGCGGCCCCGCCGCCGAAGGCUCCUUGCUGGAGGAGACGUUCGAACCAUUGGACCUGGAUGCGACAGAAGAGGAUACCGAGAUAGAGGGGAGCGAUUCCGGUUGCAAAUAA
Messenger RNA from Coniosporium apollinis CBS 100218, 642 nucleotides. RefSeq lists its product as uncharacterized. Bases 1 to 642 code for a protein of 213 amino acids. The record is from RefSeq and is a predicted model, not a curated record. NCBI's taxonomy places the organism in Eukaryota, Fungi, Ascomycota, Dothideomycetes. The transcript has a single exon.